CUGUUUAUGUUUGAGCUGGUUUUGCGUUAGCUCUUUCAUACUUUAUUCUGUAGUAGCUGAAAUGGCAAGAACGAAGCAAACUGCUCGUAAGUCCACCGGCGGCAAAGCACCCCGAAAACAACUUGCUACUAAAGCAGCACGUAAGAGCGCCCCCGCCACUGGUGGGGUGAAGAAGCCUCAUCGUUACAGACCUGGCACGGUAGCUUUGCGAGAGAUUCGUCGCUACCAGAAAUCUACCGAGCUACUUAUCCGUAAGUUGCCUUUCCAGAGACUGGUACGAGAGAUCGCCCAGGAUUUCAAGACUGAUCUCCGCUUCCAGAGCUCUGCCGUCAUGGCUCUGCAGGAAGCCAGUGAGGCGUACUUGGUCGGUCUGUUCGAAGACACCAACCUGUGUGCCAUCCACGCCAAGAGAGUGACCAUAAUGCCCAAGGACAUUCAGCUGGCUCGCCGAAUUCGUGGGGAACGCGCCUAAGGACAUGGACUUGAAAACUAUCUUGGCUAAAAAGGCUCUUUUCAGAGCCACCACAA
Molecule: messenger RNA, 528 nt
Organism: Erpetoichthys calabaricus (reedfish)
Lineage: Eukaryota; Metazoa; Chordata; Cladistia; Polypteriformes; Polypteridae
Product: histone H3
Exons: 1
Coding region: 62-472 (136 amino acids)
Cellular component (GO): nucleosome
Molecular function (GO): structural constituent of chromatin; DNA binding; protein heterodimerization activity
Source: RefSeq, a predicted model, not a curated record